AUGAAUGAUAAAUCCUCUUCAAUCUCUGUUAUUAGGCCAGAAUGUAUGCAAUUUCAAGAAAAUAUAAUACUAAAUGAAUCUCAAUCAUCAACCUUAUAUUCUGAAAAGAUUUUUUUAACAUGGAAAGCAUGUAAAAACUUUCUUAAUGAAUGGGUUAAAGAUAAGGAUUUCAAAUUAUAA
Messenger RNA from Funneliformis caledonium, 180 nucleotides. The record is from the annotation of a GenBank genome assembly. NCBI's taxonomy places the organism in Eukaryota, Fungi, Glomeromycota, Glomeromycetes, Glomerales, Glomeraceae.